GGAUUCAAACAAACAAGCGCUGUUGGAAGUGUGGUAGGACACAUUUAGCUGCACAGUGCAAUCUGAAAAAACCCUGCAAUAAAUGUAAAGGCAAGCAUUUGCUCAUACUCCAUGACAUCAAUUACAAGGCAGUCAAAGAUACUGUGCCAGCAUCAAGUUCCACAGCUGAGACUUUAUAUCUGGACAAACCUGGAUUAGAUAACCGGGUCCUGCUGAAGGUAGUCAGAGUUCUCUUGAGAUAUAAGAACCGCACGUUGGACACUUAUGCUAUCCUGGACGAUGGAUCCGAACGCACCAUCCUGUUACUUGCUGCAGCCCAGCAACUGAAUCUGAAAGGUGACGAUGAGGAGUUAUCCAUUAGAACCAUUCAUCAGAAAGUGUCACGUUUACAAAGCACAACAGAGUCAUGAAAGGUGGUUCAUACCACAUCAUAUGGUCACCCAUAAUGACAAAAAUCGUCUGGUCUUCAACUGCUCAUUCCAGUACCAGGGAAUGAACUUAAACGAAUCCCUAAUUCCUGGUCCAGCACUUGGUCCGUCACUCCUUGGAGUCCUGAUAAGAUUCAGAGAGCAUUCCGUAGCUGUGAGUGGGGAUGUAAAGGGAAUGUUCCAUCAAGUCCGACUUCUGGAACAGGACAGACCUAUCCUACGGUUUCUCUGGAGAGAUAUGGAACGAGAUAGAGAAGCUGACGUCUACGAAUGGAGGGUGCUCCCAUUCGGAACUACUUGCAGCCCCUGCUGCGCUUCCUAUGCGCUGCAUAAGCAUGUUCUUGACAACACAGAGGCAGGUGAUAACCUACGAUUCACUAUACAAAGGAGCUUCUAUGUUGAUAACUGUCUUCAGAGCCUGAACACAGCUGAUGAGGCCAGAGAGUUGAUCAACCAUCUCAGGAAGCUACUGGCAGAUGGAGGAUUCAACAUCCGACAGUGGGCAUCAAACCAACCUAGUGUAGUAAGUCAUCUACCUAAGGAAGCUCAGUCGACCAGUACUGAACUGUGGUUGUCACAAAGAGAAACAGAAGUUCCUGAAUCCACUCUAGGUCUGCAUUGGCAUUGCCCCACCGACACUCUCAGGUACAAACACCGUCCCUUGGAGUAUGGACAGCCCACCAUUCGCAAUUUAUAUCGAAUUCUUGCCAGUCAAUACGACCCAUUGGGCUUCAUCCUCCCAUACACAACCAGAGCGAAAAUCCUAAUCCAACAACUUUGGGCUAAGCCGAGGGAGUGGGAUGAUCCUCUAUUUCCCGAUGAACUAUUGCAGAACUGGCUGCAGUGGGAAGACGAACUUAAAUCACUUUCAGCCAUUGCCUUCCCUAGAUGUUAUGUGACCCCAGAAAUGGAUAAUUCUUCUUCUGUAAGGGAAAUACAUGUGUUCUGUGACGCAUCGGAAAGAGCCUAUGGGGCAGUCUCGUAUCUGAGAACAGAGAACAGUCAAGGCAAGGUACAAUUAGGAUUCCUACUUGCACGCUCCAGAGUUGCACCUAAGAAACAGUUAUCCAUUCCCAGACUUGAACUCUGCGCCGCACUCUGUGGAGCUCAGUUAGCGGAGUUACUAAGGAAGGAACUUACACUUGAGUAUCAGAAAAUUACCUUGUGGUCCGAUUCCACCACAGUGCUGAAUUGGUUGCAUUCCGAUUCGUGCCGGUUCAAAGUCUUUGUUGGCACCAGGAUCGCAGAUAUACAAGAAACAACAUACCCACAGGAUUGGAGGUACGUGGACUCUGCUCAAAAUCCGGCUGAUGACCUGACAAAGGGAAAACGUCUUGAGGAUUUAGCCAGACCAAACAGAUGGAGUAAUGGACCCCCCUUCCUUUUACUGCACCCUGAUCAAUGGCCUAAGAGUCCUGUUAACAGCUCCUUGGAAGGGGAUUCAGAAUUGCGCAAGUCAAUGUUCUGUGCUCUUAAUGUAGUGACCUCCAACUCAGAGAUUCCUGAUGCCAGACAGUAUACAGUCUACAGAGAAUUACUGGAAGCUACUGCACAAUAUGUUCAUGGGGCUGCGAGUGGGGAGCCACUAACUGCUGCAGAUUUCCAACAGGCAGAAAUACUUCAGUGGAGAGCAGCUCAGCAAGAUAGUUUUCUCUGCGGCUUCCGAUGCCUGAAACAAGGCAAACCACUUCCUUCUAAUAGUAAACUGCUUACUUUGUGUCCAGAGCUGGACAAGGAAAUGGAUGUAAUCCGAGUGGGGGGAAGACUGCGUCGAGCUGAGGCACUCGACAUAGCAACAAAGCACCCAAUUGUCCUAGAUCCCAGUCAUGCCCUUACUAAACUUAUAAUUCAAGAUUACGAUCAGCAGUUGAACCAUCCAGGCCCAGAGAGAGUUCUGGCUGAAAUUAGGAGGAAGUUUUGGAUUCUGCGUGGUAGGGAGGCUAUCCGUAAUCACCAAUUUCGAUGCACUGAUUGUAGGAGAUGGAGAGCAAAACCAGAAGUCCCAAAAAUGUCAGACUUGCCUGUCGCUCGACUUCGACUAUUCAAGCCUGCAUUUUAUUCCACUGGAAUGGAUUGCUUUGGACCCUUCUCAGUUAAGAUUGGACGGAGAGUGGAGAAAAGAUGGGGAAUAAUUUGGAAGUGUUUGACAACCAGAUGUGUUCACCUUGACACACUGUCAAGUAUUGAUACUGAUUCCUUCCUCAUGGCAUUCCGGAGAUUUGUGGCACGUAGAGGAACUCCUUUCGAGCUAUGGUCUGAUCAAGGGACUAAUUUUAAAGGAGGGGAGAGAGAGAUGUAUGAAGCAUUCAAAAUAAUGUCACCUGAAUUACAACAACGGUUGGCAAGGCAGAAAGUUCACUUCCAUUUCAACCCUGGAGCUCCUCAUUUCAGAGGAGGAUGGGAACGUGAGAUACGAUCUGUCAAAUCGGCUCUGUAUGCUUCAGUUGGGGCUCAAUCAGUAACGGAGGAAGUCCUCAGGACAGUGUUAAUUGAGGUAGAGGGUAUACUGAACUCCAAGCCUCUUGGAUACCUAUCCUCUGACGUCUCAGAUACUGAUCCUAUUACUCCAAAUCACCUUCUUAUGGGGCGGCCGGAUGGUUCUCUCCCACAAGUUGUGUACCCUCAAAGCGAAAUGAUCAGUCGUAAACGAUGGCGCCACAGUCAGAUCCUUACAGAUUUAUUCUGGUCCUCAUUCAUCAAGUACUACCUACCAAACAUGCAGACCCGAUCUAAAUGGCAGAAGGACGUUGAGGACAUUGCCGUUGGGAGCAUUGUUAUGCUGGUAGACCCUCAAUUACCUAGAGCUAUGUGGCUAAUCGGUAAGGUGACCAAGGUUAUGCUCAGUGUAGAUGGACAUAUCAGAGCUGCAGAUGUGCUAAUCAAUGGACGAACCUAUACCAGACCUGUGUCAAGGAUGAUUAAACUCCCUGCUAUUCCCGAUGACUCAGAAACCUCAUAAUUGGAGA
This is a messenger RNA of Pimephales promelas (fathead minnow), 3394 nucleotides long. Lineage: Eukaryota; Metazoa; Chordata; Actinopteri; Cypriniformes; Leuciscidae. The record is from RefSeq and is a predicted model, not a curated record.